This is a messenger RNA of Teleopsis dalmanni, 2150 nucleotides long. It is a transcript of the gene lace, whose product is annotated as serine palmitoyltransferase 2. The transcript has 4 exons. Lineage: Eukaryota; Metazoa; Arthropoda; Insecta; Diptera; Diopsidae. The record is from RefSeq and is a predicted model, not a curated record. Gene Ontology annotation, molecular function: serine C-palmitoyltransferase activity; pyridoxal phosphate binding. Gene Ontology annotation, cellular component: serine palmitoyltransferase complex. Bases 68 to 1960 code for a protein of 630 amino acids. Gene Ontology annotation, biological process: sphingosine biosynthetic process; ceramide biosynthetic process.
UUGAAAAAAAUAACACAAUAAUGCCAGUUGUUAAGCAGCAGCAGUGUUCAUCGAGUAGCGAGUUAAAAUGGGUAGUCUUGACGGUAGUGUUGACGGCACAAAUGAAAAUCACCAAGCAAAGUGCUUCGAGCACACCGAGCAGGGCGGCGAGAAUUGCCGCUCAAGUGUCAACAACACAAUAAGCAAUAACCAAUCAAGUGAAAACUAUAUAAGCGCCGAUUCGCAAAGUUACAACAACAAACACAUGCACAACGCUGCAAGUGCACACGAUUUGCAAAACCAAAAGAAAUUCUCAUCGCCGGCUUACACGGAAAUUCGCACAAGAAAAAACGGACUCAAGGCUGCUGCUGCAGUGACUACAAACGGAUUCAAGAAUUCGAUUGGAAAUGGAUUAUAUCAAAAUCACAAAAUCAACGGUAGCAACGGUAGCAAAACUUCAAAUGAGUUCAAACCAUCAGCAGCUGAUAGAAUUUUACCUCCUGCUCAGGAACACAUUCAAAAAACCUCUUUCGAAGAGGUGCCACUACACACAGCCUGUCUUACAUAUUUAGGUUUUUAUUUACUUAUGAUACUAGGCUAUAUAAAUCAAUUAUUAUUUGUACCAAAAGUGGCAAAAGAAGAACAUCGAGAUGGUUAUGUUACACUGUACGAUGCUUUCGAGAGUUUUUACUCACGCUAUGUGUACAGGCGAGUGCGAGAUUGCUGGAAUCGACCUAUAUGCAGUGUGCCGGGUGCAGAAUUGACAUUAAAGGAUCGUGUAACACACGAUUACGGUUGGAGUUUUGAAUUCACUGGUACAGAAACACGCUGCCUUAAUUUAGGUUCAUAUAACUAUCUGGGCUUUGCCGCAGCUACUGGGGCUUGUGCUGAUAAUUCAGAAAAAACUGCACGAGAGGAUGGCUUGUCAUUAGCUAGUUCGCGUGUUGAAUUAGGAACAACACAGCUUCAUAAUGAUUUAGAAAAGCUGACCGCACGUUAUUUGGGUGUCGAAGAUGCUAUUGUUUUUGGCAUGGGUUUUGCUACGAAUGCACUUAAUUUGCCAUCAUUACUAACCCCAGGUUGUCUUGUGGUUAGUGAUGAAAAAAAUCAUGCCUCAAUAAUAUUGGGUAUACGUCUUUCUGGCGCUACUACAAAAGUAUUUAAACAUAAUAAUAUGCGCGAUUUGGAACGUGUUUUAAGGCAUAACGUUGUGAAUGGUAAUCCUAAAAAUGGUGGUAAACCUUGGAAAAAAAUUUUAAUCAUAGUCGAAGGUGUCUUCAGUAUGGAAGGUUCUAUUGUUCGUCUUCCGGAAAUUAUAGCACUCAAAAAGAAAUACAAAGCUUAUUUGUAUUUAGAUGAGGCACACAGUAUUGGUGCGAUGGGUCCAAAUGGUGGAGGUGCUGUAGAUUAUUUUGGAAUAGAUCCACAUGAUGUUGAUAUUUUGAUGGGUACAUUUACAAAAAGCUUUGGUAGUGCUGGUGGUUACAUUGCUGGAUCAAAAAAACUUGUUGAUUUCUUGCGCGCCAACAGUCAUGCACAUUGUUAUGCUAGUACAAUGUCACCGCCAAUAGCUCAACAGAUUUACACUUCUAUGCGUAUUAUAAUGGGACUUGAUGGAACAGAUAUUGGAAGAAGAAAAAUCAAUCAAUUAGCGCGCAACACACGUUACUUCCGUAGGCGUUUGGCACAAAUGGGCGUAAUCACAUAUGGUCAUGAAGAUUCGCCUGUGGUGCCGAUGUUAGUAUAUUUGUUUUCCAAAAUCGGUGCUGUCGUACGUACUCUAACUACCCGACAUAUUGCUGUAGUAGGAGUUGGAUUCCCUGCUACACCUAUUAUGGAAGGACGCAUACGUUAUUGUUUGUCGGCUGCACACACCAAAGAACAAUUGGAUUAUGCGCUUGAUGUUAUCGAUGAAAUAAGCGAUAAUUUGGGUUUGAAAUACUCAAGAAAGAGACGAGACCCAUAUCCAAUUGAGUAUUAAUAUAAAAUACAACACACAAACACAUACAUUUACACAUAUACACAUAUACAUGAUAUAUCAUACAUAUUUAAAUGAAGGAGAAAUAUGUAACGAGAAGUAUAGAAUUUAACUAUAUAUACAGCUAUAGAUAAUUAAAAUUUUUCGGAUCUUUAAACUGCUAACUUUUGAAUACAGCUUAAAAUUCUUUUAA